CGGUCGUGUGGCACGCUCAGCCUGCGGCAGCCUGAAACAUCUCGUGCAGCGGGAACGCGCACGGUUGCCUGCCGGACCUGCCCAAUCCGGACGAAUCACUGGGCGUUUCGUUUGCCUCACGCCCCUCCCCUACAACAUCACCCCUGGACUUCGCUGUUGUUGGAUGGAACACUAACCGUCUGUCACAACCGUCCCAUUCACUCGUUUCAAACUAGGUGAGGCCUGUCAUUCACCCGAGCGAAGCCUUCAAUAGCCACACCCCCGCAUUCAGCGCGAUGCAACGAAUGCACGCAACAUAAGACACGACCUCGCUGCAUCCGGUGAAUGCCAAGCCGUCGACCUCCUUCCCGCUCACUUCGUUUGUUCCCAGCACACUCUUUGUCUGCACCACCACCGUCAAUUCGGCACAAAGCCACGUCACACAAACAAAGCCCCCAACACAACCCCAUUGUUGCCCUCCCAUUCACUCUCUCCUUUGCAUUAAAUCUUCUUGGCCGCCUGAGUCUGUCUCGACGACACUUCUUUCGGCAAUCCUACGCACUUUCUUCGUCCAGUCUUUACCUCCAAGCACCACACCACCCACAUCAACCUCAUCGCUGGCCGGUGAGACCACCUUUCAAACUCAAAGACCGGCCACCCCACUCCGCAAGCGCAACCAUGUAUCUUCCGGCCAUCGCCUUCGUGACUCUGGCUGCCGCUGCGCCCGCCUCGAUUCUGGUCCGCACUCCCGUCAACGUUGUCGCCGCCCCUUCAUGCAACACGCCCGGUCAGCUGCUGUGCAAUGGGCAGAACCAGUGGGGACUCUGUACGGUCGCUAACUCCAUCGUCUGGAUGGCGACCGCUGCUGGAACCUCGUGCGACUGCUCAGCCGGUGACUGUGGCAUCGUCAAUGACGACGACCUCUCCGCUCCGAGCUCUUCGCCGAGCGGGAAUGCCUCGACUUCGACUUCAGCUCCAGCACCCACCCAGACCUCGCCUCCAGCCUAUUCCACUCCCGCAUCGCCUCCGUCCUAUUCCACUCCCACAUCAACUUCCUCCUACCCAAGUGCCGCUUCCACUUCUUCCUCAGCCGCGGCGCCUUUGCCUUCCGGCACGGGCUCGCAUUACACACAAUUCAACGGCGACGGAUCUCCCCAGGAUGGCUGGCCCACCAUGAGCGACUGGAUCGCCUUCGAUGACCUGUUCACAGCGUACGAGCCGAUCAUGGGCCAGACCUGCACGUCCGCCUUUGGCGUUCCAAAUACACCCGCAUCGUCGCUGCCGGUGCUCCAAGCCGCCCUUCUAAGUGAAUCGCAGGCCGCAGGCAUUCCGCCUCAGUUCGCCCUCGCGAUUAUGAUGCAGGAGUCCCUGGGAUGUGUCUUUGUCGACACCACGAACAACGGGGUCGUCAAUCCCGGGCUGUUCCAGGAUCAUGACGGCAACGCAACUUGCUACCAGCAACCCACCUGCCCCCCCGCCCAGAUUCAAGCAAUGGUCCAGCAGGGCGUGAGUGGAACCUCGAGUGGCGCGGGGCUGCAGCAAUGCGCUACCCAAGCUCCCGGCACUGGAGCUCAGCGAUUUUACCAGGCGGCUCGAAUUUAUAAUAGUGGCAGCUUGCCGGCGGGUGGCAAUCUGGGCGACGCUCUCGGCUCGACUUCCUGCUAUGCUUCGGACAUUGCCAAUCGACUCAUCGGCUGGACUAGUGGAGUGAGUCAGUGUACCCUGUAACGCGGAUUUGAUGAUGAGCAUGGCGAUGAGAGGGUAUGGAAAUGAUGAUGAUUAACGAGUGUCGCAUCUUCGAGUCUCUGCCGAGCUGUGCGGGCAUGGUUGCGGUAGAAGAGCGAGGUCUCCACGGAGGGAGAGCGAGCGCCAGAGGCUCAACUCUUCAACGUCUCUGGAGGAAUUGAGCGUGUAGACAGAAGCGCCAGCGUGCGAGUGAACUUCAAUGAUUCCACUCUCCCACUCCACGUUUGCAUCACUUCUAGGCCUUUCAGUAUUUUCUUGCGCUUCACUCCGAGGGCGAUUGAUGUGUUGUCCGGGUUUAAGGUUUCGGAAGGCGCCGAAUCGUUGCCAAGCCCCACCC
Neohortaea acidophila is the source of this 2062-nucleotide messenger RNA. RefSeq lists its product as uncharacterized. The coding region runs from base 325 to 1707 and encodes 460 amino acids. Lineage: Eukaryota; Fungi; Ascomycota; Dothideomycetes; Mycosphaerellales; Teratosphaeriaceae. The transcript has a single exon. The record is from RefSeq and is a predicted model, not a curated record.